UAAGGUGCUACCGGACCCCUUGUUCUUUUAGCUUUAACAAUCGCUUUGCUUAGUAUAUGUUUGAGAACAAGUUCCCAUCUGCAUGCAGCUUCAAACCUACGAUCAAUCACAAGCCACGCGAUGGGUCUGGGCAACCGGAACUGCUGAUCCGCGCACGGGAGGGGAAACUGCCGUUUGUUUUCAUCAGAGCCAUCCUAUUUCGUUGAAGGCUUCCCCGCCCCAGAAAUACAGGAGUGAAAGCAAAAGCAAAUGAGCCCCUCAACUUCCUUCGGCUGGGCGUCAAGCGGCCAUACUGAUUAAGCACUGACGGGCAAUUAUCCUCCCGGUAGCCUGCGUGGGAUCAUGGCCUCCAGCUUGGCCGAGGACCUAGUGUGCCCGAUCUGCCUCUCCCUUUUCCAGGAGCCCCAGAUGCUGGGCUGCGGCCACCAUUUCUGCCUGUCUUGCGUGAAGAGUUGCCUCCCCGAAGGGCGGAGCAAGGGGAAUUGCCCGGAAUGCCGCGCUCCCUUCAAGCUGCCGGAGCUGAAACGCCACCGAGUCCUGGCAAACCUAGCCGAUAAAGCUCGCGAGUUAAAGCUCGACCAGGAGCUCUCGCCGCGUGCCACCCAGGCGGGCAUCUGCGAGGACCACGAGGAGCCGCUCAAGCUCUUUUGUCGCCAGGAUUGCGUCCCCAUCUGCGUGAUCUGCCGGGACCUGCCCCAGCAUCGAGGGCACGAGUUCCUGCCCACCAAAAAUGCUGUCGAAUACGCGCAGGGGACACUGAAACCAUACCAAAAGUCUCUGGAGAAGCAACUAAAGGAGGCCUCUAUGGAAGAAUCACAUCAGCAGGAAGAAAUUGAAGAACUAGAGAGUUACAAUGCAGACAUCUUAAAUCACAUUUCCAUAAAAUUUGAGGCUCUCCACCAGAUCCUGCAUGAGAAAGAAAAGAAUAUUAAGAUGACCGUCCAGCGGAUGAGGGCAAACAACUUGAAGGAAAUGGAGGGUGCUUUAACAUUCCUGAAAGAGGAAGUGUCUUCACAUACUGAGAUCACUGCCAAGAUUAAAGCAGCAUUAGAAACUACAGACCAUGUUGCCUUCCUGAAGGGCUUUCGGGAGCUGUUGGAUGAAGUCAUAGACCAUGUAGAGGAGGAGGAAGGUGAUGAUGACACUGCAAGUGAGGAAGAUCAGGAGUAUGAUGAAGAACAGGAUGAAAGUAGCAAAGAGGUGGAUGAAGAGGAGGAGGAUGAAAUUUCUGGAGAUGAGGAAUUGUAUACCAAUAAGACUAAUGUGGUACCUGUGUUUCCAGCCCUCAAGAAAUUCAAGGAAUCAUUGGAUUUUGAGGCUUGGGGGGAAAUGUUGGAAUGGAUCAAACCCAGGCAGGUGAACUGAUCUCAUCCUGUAUUUUUUACACUGUACGACAGUGGGUGUGAGAGUCAGAGAGCUAUACCAUACUUCCCAUGAAAGUUACAUUAAACAAACGCUUCUGGCAGUUAUCUACUGGGCUCCAGGUGAUGGCCUGUAAUUGAACUCCCAUGCUGACACUGCCUUGCAUUUUUUACUCCUGUAAUCCUUCUGAUGCUGUUGUAAACUGCUUAGAUACUUAUUUUUAAAUACUAAGCUGUGCAUAAAUUGAUUAAGUAAAUGAUGCAGUAUAUUUUUAAAUAAAUAAUAAAAUAGGUAACGUAGUAGUAGUAAUAUAUUAUUUUUGAAUGUUAGGGGAAACUUUUUUUUUAAUGGUUGCAGCCUCUGGUUCUGUCCAUUGUUGGGAUGGCAUCAGCAACACUUUUGCAGCUGACCUUUUAAACAUGGAGCAGCUCCUCUGUGAGGAGCAGUUUCAACAUUUGGAGCUUUUUCGUUUAGAGAACUAAACAUAUACUAUAACAUAAACUAUACAGCUGGUAUAGCACAGUGGGGAGGAGCCUGGCUGGAAGUCCAGAGUCUGAGCUCAAAUCCCUGCUUGUCUCUCCUAGGUGUCAAGGGCCUGCUAAAGAUCACCCCACAGUGAGUGGCUCAGGAGUUACGUGCCCUGCCACCUGUGCAGCCAUGGGCAAGCUGCGUAGCCCCACAGAGCCCAGUUGCCCCCCAGCUGGCAGUUGCAGACAAGGAAGGGGCUGGCUUGUGCAGCUGUGGCAAGCUGAGCAGGCCCUAGCCAGCUGGGGAGGACUAGCCUCAGAGGGAGGCAAUGGUAAACCCCCUCUGAACACUGCUUACCAUGAAAACCCUAUGCAUAGGGUAGCCAUAAGACAGGAUCGACUAGAAGGCAGUCCGUUUCCAUUUCAGUUUAGAGAAAAGGCAAGUACAAGGUGGCAUGAUACAGGUGUACAAAAUUAUGGAAGAUGUGGAGAAACUAGAUAGAGUUUUUCUUCUCAUAAUACUAGAACUCGGGCCCAUCCAAUGAAACUGAAUGUUGGCAGGUUGAGGACUUCUUCACACAGCACAGAGUUAAGCUAUGGAAUUUGCUUCCACAGGAAGCAGUAAUGGCCACCAACCUGAAUGGCUUUAACAGUUCAGAGGAUAAGACUAUGUUCUGCCUCCACUAUCAGAGGUAGCAUGCCUGUGAAUGCCAGUUGCUGGAAACUGCAGGAGGAGAGAGUGCUCUUGUGCUCAGGUCCCAUUUGUGGGCUUCCCACAGGUGUCUGGUUGGCCACUGAGAACAGGAUGCUGGACUAGAUGGGCCAUUGGCCUGAUCCAGCAAUGCUCUACGCAUGUUCUUACCUCUAAAGCCAGCGGAAGGGGUUGGCAUUGUUGGACACCUCUGAGGCCCAUACACCAGCAAGAGGUCCAUCGCUAGUCUUCUAGCCCUCAUUGUGCUGCUUAAUCCACUCUCUCCAUGUGGCCCAAAGGCAGAAUAUGGGGAGUAAGGAGAAAGCAGUAGAAGCUACUAUUGUCUUGCUUGCCUGCCUUUUCCCCACUCGGCAGCACUACAGACCUGGGCCCACAGGGGGAGGACAAUCAGGCAACAGCUCUACUAUAGUAUCAGAUACUAGCUAUUGCUUCAUCCAAAGAAUCCUGGGAACUGUCAUUUUGUUAAGGGUCUCCUUACAAUUCUCAGCACCUUUAAUAAAUUACAUUUUCCAGGAUUCUUUGGGGGAAGCCGUGACUGUUUAUAGUAGUAUCAUACAGGUUUAAAUGUUUGGUGUGGAUGCGAUAGUCAGAGAGGUCCCCGUAAGUCAUCUAGUCUAGCCCCUGCUCAAUGCAGGAGAUCCAGCACUCAAGCAUUCCCUCAGCUUGAAGACCUCCAGCAAGAGAGAGCCCUCCAUCUCUCUAGGCAAUUGGCUCCAUUGUCAAACUCUUUCCUCCUACUGUUCAGCUCAAAUCUAGUCUCCAGAAGCUGCACACUGUGUUUAGAGAGACAGGUUCUACACAAUUAAAAUUAAACUUAAUGCUCUAUGGCAGUCUUCCACAAUCUGGUGCCCUCCGGAUAUGUUGGACUACAGCGCCCUACAGUCCCAGCCAGCCUGACAGCUACCUGGAGGGCACUAGGCCGGGGAAGGGUGCUCCAUGUUGAUCUUAACUAUUUCACAAGCAAACCAAAACCAACAUUUUUAAAUUUGUAUUUUCUGUGGUGAAUCUUAAGGGGCAAACUACAUGCCAAAAUGGAAGGAAAACGGAAUACUUUAUUUAAAAAAAAAAGCAAAGCUGCUUUGGGUAGGAAAUUCGUAACAGAAUCACCCAAAGGAGGAAGGUAAAGGAGCACUAAAUUGGUUGCCCAACCACUGUGGAAAGGAUAAAUAUCCAUACCUUGCAUUGCCACUUUGGUAUGCAUUCCUUUCCUAGGCCACACUUGCACCAUACAUUUAUUCCAAUUUAAAUAGUCAUGGCUUCCACAAAGUAUUUUGGGAAGUGUUGUUUAUGAAAGGUGGCAAGAGUUGUUAGGCAACCCCUGUUCCCCUCACAGAGCUACAGUUGUAUCAGAGUUCUCUGAGAAAAGAGACUGACUGUUGAAUCAAACUUAAUUUUGAUUUGUAAAACAAACUUAAAAUAUUUUAGAAUUGACAGUCCAUUUCUAGCUUCCCUGACAGUGUCUCUCACAUUUUUAGGCGCUCCAUUUACCUGGGAGUAAGCUUACUUCUGAGUAGAUUUUUCAAAAAUUGCAGUGAGUACAGUAGAGACCUGUUUUUUGGCAGCCUGCUUUUCAGCAUUCCACUAAUACGGCGGGUUUCAAUUAGAGUAAGGCCCCACUCAUACGGUGCUUGUUCCACUUUUACAGUGUUUUUUGGGCGUUGGGCACCAUUUUAUUGAUAGAGUUCCUCUUUUCUGAGGGUUUCGCUUUUCGGCGGGGAUCUGGGCCCUACUGUACUCCAAACCUCCACCCCCCCCUUUCUGCCUACUUCCUUCCCUCAAGCUCAUGUACUGCCAGCACACACAAGCUCUACUUCAGGCUGGUCUUUCCUUCUUCAACUGAUGUUUAAUGGCAAAGCAAGGCCCUAUUAUCACCUCCUAUUGUCAAUCUCAUGUAACAACUCAUUCACAACCUUUCAUAAAGCUUAGCAUCUUUAACAGCCUUUCAUAAAGCUUAGUACUUGAACAAACUGCCAAGUAAGUCUCCAGAACCAAGCCCCAGAGACUUGUCUCUAAGGGCCAAACCCACAUUCAGUUUUCUAAUGCCCAAAACACUAAGCUUUUGGAGGAGAGGCUCUCUAUCUUCCACAUACCUAAUGCAAUCCCAAAUGACAUGGUCCACUGUUUCCACCACCCCACUGAGCUCACAUUCCUCAGAAUCCAUAUGUGCAACCCUGUACAAACCACUCCUAAGAGCACAGUGUCCUGUUUGAACUCUAAACAUGCUAACUGUUGACCCUUAGGCAAUACUACCUCUGGUUGUUUUUCAUCAAGUCUGAAAGUCUGGAGCAAGGAAGAGUUUUUGUUAUGUCUUUGUAGGAACUUGCAGGCCCGUCAAGGUUGCUGGUUCCUAGGCAACGGGAGAUAAGGUCUGGAGCCAGAGCAGCCAGCUUCUCUGUGUUUUUCUGUGGGGGUUUUUUGUUCUUGAAGGAGAAGCAGCUUUCUGUGUGAGCUCUUGCUAUGUGGGAAAACAAAACUGCUUAAUGCCUUAAUGUCCUGAAUAAAUGGACUCUUAACACUA
This is a messenger RNA of Rhineura floridana, 5059 nucleotides long. RefSeq names its product nuclear factor 7, brain-like. The record is from RefSeq and is a predicted model, not a curated record. Bases 343 to 1365 code for a protein of 340 amino acids. The transcript has 5 exons. Gene Ontology annotation, molecular function: zinc ion binding. NCBI's taxonomy places the organism in Eukaryota, Metazoa, Chordata, Lepidosauria, Squamata, Rhineuridae.